AUACGUAAACGUUUACUCAUUUUAAACUUACAAUGCCCUUUCGUCGAAUCCAAUAGGACCGAUGCGAAAAUGACAAAUGUCAAGAGUGUAUGAAAAUGGAAAUGAAAUUUGCAGGAUCUGUCAGAGAGAAAACAAUUUUCACAGCGAGACGCACGCCCCCACAGAAGAUUCUUCAUAGACUACAGAUAUAGUACUUCAGGCCCUGACCUUCAAGCGAAAACUGAAGAUGUCAAUGCAUAUGCGAGAUAGUCAUCGUCUGUUUCUCCAGUCUUUCAUGUCACGUGGACUACUGGAUGCAAAGGAAGUCAGGCAGCUUUUCAAAACUGUGUGCCUUAAAUUCAAUGAGCCUACAUCUGACAAAGAGGAGGACAGAAAGCUACAACUUCUGGAGUUUGUCCGUACAAUAAAUGUUAAUAUUCGCCCAUUUCACAUGGAAAUCAAGAAGGGGGUCAGUGAAGAUGAAGGAGUCAGCUACUACUGCCUGGUCUGUACCAAUGAGAGUGCCAUCACCAGGUUAGCCUCCGAUUAUACACAGAGUGAACUGGAAUUCUUCAAAAAGCUUGUUGACCAAAUUGUUGAUAAUGAAGGAGAGAUUGGAUCUACCUCUGCUGUCAACAUCGUUGACAAACUGGAUAAAAACAUGAAAAAGAUGUCGAGGCAGGAUGCACAGGUCCUACUACAGAAACUAGAGUCUGCCAAGUGGAUCCUCAUACAUAAGGGAACAGGACAAGUUUCGCUAUCCACAAGAUGUUUGCUGGAGCUAGAGCAGUAUAUUUUAGACGUAUAUGGAGCUGAGGAUGAAAAUCUCAAGUGUAACAUGUGUAACAAACUCUGUAUUAAGGGCCAGAGUUGUGACAGCUGUCAGACCAAACUCCACCUACACUGUGCCAGCAGGUUCUUCCACAACAAAGACAACCCCAAGUGUCCCAACAAAAACUGUGGGUCACCUUGGCCUCACCAAGUCCCAAAGAAAGGUCCAUCGGGUGAUACACAGAGCAGCCAGGUACCAGUUGCAUCCUCCUCAACAGAAAUUAUUUACAACCGCAAAAGGAAAGCUCCUCGGUCUUGACCACCUAAUUUUGAAUUUUGUGGAAGGCCUUAAUCAUGUUGAGUGUGGAGCUUGACUGUACUAAACAGUGUUGAAAUUUCCACUCUGCAUCAGAAGACACGCACUUUUUGUUUGACAUACAAAAGUCUGCUGUCUUUAUGACCAUCAGGGUUCAGGACAUGAUUUGGACUGUGCUUCUCAAAAACACCAACGUAAUUAUGAGAACAUAAAUCUGACUCGGAACAUGUAGCAUCCUAACGUAAAAGUUUGUGGUCAGUUGUUGUUACCCUGGACAACACUGCUGUUGCCUUAAAUCUCCAGAUAAUUUUCUUGGAAUUAUUGUGCAAGUUCAGGUAGAUACAAAUACAUUUAUUAAAAGUUUGAGUUCAAAAGACAGGUAAGGGCCAACAAAAUGCUUGAAAAGUCUCCUUGUCUGCAUAGAUGUGCAUGGUAAUCAGAAUUAUUUACAAUUUGUCCAACAGAUUGUAGAUGUUUUAUAUCAACUAUUACAUACAGAGUUAUCACAACUUGUAUCACAAAUACUCAUACUUUACUGCCAUGAUUUUACUUGUGAUAAUCAUAAUUGAUGGUGAAUUGAACAGCGAUGUAUGCAUUUUGAAAUAAAAUAUAAUUUCCUUUUAAAUCAU
Molecule: messenger RNA, 1695 nt
Organism: Mizuhopecten yessoensis (Yesso scallop)
Lineage: Eukaryota; Metazoa; Mollusca; Bivalvia; Pectinida; Pectinidae
Product: non-structural maintenance of chromosomes element 1 homolog
Exons: 8
Coding region: 227-1069 (280 amino acids)
Biological process (GO): double-strand break repair via homologous recombination; DNA damage tolerance
Cellular component (GO): Smc5-Smc6 complex; nucleus
Molecular function (GO): ubiquitin-protein transferase activity
Source: RefSeq, a predicted model, not a curated record